AUGAGCUCCCCUACAUUGACAUUGAAACCGAUAAUGAAGACUGUUAUGUCAAGAUCGACUUCGAUACGAGGCCUGGCCGCAACGGCGGAACAGCAAAGACAAGAUGCGGGAUGUUAUCUACCAAGAGAAUCACCGCUAAGGAUGAUGAGUACAGAAGUACAAGAUAAUUCUUGGGGUUGGUAUGUGAACGUAGAUGUAACUCCCGGGAGACAAGAACAGCCACAACAAGAACAGCCAAUGGUUAUCCCCACACCACCAUUUUUCCGUAGCCAUCGCGACAAUAGUGUCUUCCAACGUCUGAAAGCGGGAGCCAACAAAUCUCCCAUGGAUUGGCCAAGUCUUCCCCUGUAA
This is a messenger RNA of Seminavis robusta, 351 nucleotides long. NCBI's taxonomy places the organism in Eukaryota, Bacillariophyta, Bacillariophyceae, Naviculales, Naviculaceae. The record is from the annotation of a GenBank genome assembly.